GUGUGGACGUGGUGUGCCUGCGACCGCGGCGCAUGCUCGGACCUGACAAUGGAGAACAAUGGUGAUACAGCUGACUCUGCUAAUGCAAUAGAGAUAGCAACUGACUUGCCAGAAGAUGAGAGGCAUAGUGGCCAGCUGUCCAGGCAUGAGUUGCUGUUGGCUGCCACCUAUAUUGAGGAUGCCCGAGCUGGCUGGAAGAUGUGUCUAUAUUUUGACCCUACUCCAAGAAAUCUCAGCUACUACCUGGCUUACCGGUCGGUCUGGUUCAAGUGGCUGCUGUACAUGGUGCUGUGCGUCCACAUGGCGCUGGCGCUGUUUGAGGAGCCCACUUUGCGCAGUCUCAAGCUGAACUACCUGAUACCCGCCUGCAUCGAGCUCUGCUGCGUGGGCUUCUACGUAUACCGCUGCAUCCACCUGCUCAGUUUUACCUCGCAUGCCUGGUUCUGGAAGGACGUGAAGAACGUAGUCGUCGUGGCGGUGAUUGUGCUGAUCAUCAUCGACAUCGUGGUGUACGUGGCGCUGACCGAGACCGGCUCUCACUGCGUGAGGUGGUCGCGGCCGCUGCGUCCGCUGCUGAUGAUCAACAUGCCGGAGAGCCGCCAGGUGCGGCGAGCGUGGCGCAGCGUCAGCCGCACCCUGCCCGACGUGGUCGGCACCAUGGUGCUCUUCGUGCUCAACCUGCUGCUCUUCGCGCUCAUGGCCUACAAACUGUUUGGACAUCGGAACCUGUCGUACGCCAACGGCUCGCCGUACUUCGCCACCUACGAAGAGAGCGUGUUCGACCUGUACGUCCUGGUGACCACGGCCAACAGUCCGGACGUCAUGAUGCCAGCUCUCAACGCGUUCCCGCCCAUGUUCCUCUUCUUCGUCGUUUUCCUCCUGAUCAGCCUGUACCUGUUCAUGAACGUCAUUCUAGCAGUCAUCUACAACAGCUACAGGAAGCAUUUGAAGCGGGACGUGCAGACGGCGGUGGCGGCGCGGCGCCAGCUCAUGGCGCGCGCCUUCGCGCUGCUGGGCGGCGGCGGCGCCGUCUCCCGACACGUCUACGGCCAGGUGAUGGCCGUGCUGCGGCCGCACCACGGCCCGCAGCUGGUGGACAUCCUGUGGCGCGUGCUCGACCAGACGGGCUCCGGUCGGCUCGGUACGCUGGCCGACCUGCUGAACGUCCAGGUGACCGAGGUGAAGGACCGGGUGGUGCUGCUGGCCCGGCUCUGCCCGCGCCUCUACAACAGCCGCGCCUCGGUGCUGCUGCGGUACUGCGUCCGCCAGAGAAACGACUAG
Molecule: messenger RNA, 1281 nt
Organism: Pollicipes pollicipes
Lineage: Eukaryota; Metazoa; Arthropoda; Thecostraca; Pollicipedomorpha; Pollicipedidae
Product: two pore calcium channel protein 1
Exons: 12
Coding region: 49-1281 (410 amino acids)
Biological process (GO): transmembrane transport; monoatomic ion transport
Cellular component (GO): membrane
Molecular function (GO): monoatomic ion channel activity
Source: RefSeq, a predicted model, not a curated record